Sinocyclocheilus grahami is the source of this 556-nucleotide messenger RNA. RefSeq names its product adseverin-like. The record is from RefSeq and is a predicted model, not a curated record. Gene Ontology annotation, cellular component: cytoplasm; actin cytoskeleton. The transcript is spliced from 3 exons. NCBI's taxonomy places the organism in Eukaryota, Metazoa, Chordata, Actinopteri, Cypriniformes, Cyprinidae. Gene Ontology annotation, biological process: central nervous system development; barbed-end actin filament capping; actin polymerization or depolymerization. The annotation marks the transcript as partial. Gene Ontology annotation, molecular function: phosphatidylinositol-4,5-bisphosphate binding; actin filament binding.
UACACUGUCUGUCUCUCACCACAUCUGCAUCUGACCUCUCUCAGUCAUGGGGCUUUACCACAUAGAGUUUGAGAAGGCUGGCCAGCGCUGCGGUCUACAGAUCUGGAGAAUUGAAAAGAUGGAACUGGUCCCUGUGCCUGAAAACUUACACGGGAGCUUCUAUAUAGGUGAUGCCUACCUGGUGCUCCACACUAUCAGACAGAAGAACUCGUGCUUCUAUCAUCUGCAUUACUGGCUGGGUAAGGAUUGUACCCAGGAUGAAAGUACAGCAGCAGCCAUCUUUACCAUUCAGAUGGAUGACUACCUGAGGGGAAAACCGGUCCAGUACCGUGAAAUCCAGGGUUUUGAGUCCACCAAAUUCACCGGCUACUUCAAAGGCGGGAUCACAUAUAAGAACGGAGGUGUGGCAUCAGGAUUUCAUCACGUGGUCACUAACGAUCUUAGUGCCCGCCGACUCUUCCACAUCAAGGGCAGACGCACUGUCCGGGCCACAGAAGUGCCUCUCGCCUGGGCCAGUUUCAACAACGGUGACUGCUUCAUAGCUGAUCUGGGAGCG